Mizuhopecten yessoensis (Yesso scallop) is the source of this 4401-nucleotide messenger RNA. Its product is annotated as UPF0505 protein C16orf62 homolog. Gene Ontology annotation, cellular component: endosome. Lineage: Eukaryota; Metazoa; Mollusca; Bivalvia; Pectinida; Pectinidae. Gene Ontology annotation, biological process: endocytic recycling. The record is from RefSeq and is a predicted model, not a curated record. The transcript is spliced from 26 exons. Bases 32 to 2953 code for a protein of 973 amino acids.
CCAGAAAAGUCAUGUGACUUACUUGUUCAAAAUGGCGACCUACGAAUGGACCCCAAGAAAAAGAGACUACCUUCUAGAAGCAAGAAAGGAAAACCUACCACUGGAGGAGGCUACAAGCCAUCCAUUGAAAACAAUCAGUGUGGUGGAAGUAAAAAGUACAGAAAAGCGUGGGACCCCAAUGAAGGGAGCCGGGGCCAGCAAAGCUGUAAAGACUGAACUGUUGGACCCCUUGAGCUCAGCACUGGAAGGUUCCGACCCACUGUCCAUGUUUGCUGCUGAAGUCCAGACACAGACUGCAUCAAAGACCCGCAGCUCCAGUCUGAAGCAGACUAAAACAGGCAAUCCAAGUGAUGACCUGGAUGAGACUUUUGAGCCAUGGAAUGCCAAGAAAGCCAGCAUCCUUACCAAGUACAGUACCUCUGAGAAACUUUCCAUUACCACCAGCUUUCUGUCUGCAUCAGACAAGGAAAGAGUGGUCAUCAAAGCAGUGACGGCCACCACUGUGACAGAUAAAGUGAGAAACAGACUCGAACAGCUAGAUGAUUUUGAAGAGGGAUCUGUUCAAGAGAUGUUGAACCUUAGUCAGCAGGAUUAUGUGAACCGCAUUGAUGAGCUGAAUCAGGCCCUAGUAUCAGCCUGGGACAACGACCAGAGAGUAAAGGCUCUAAAAAUAGCUAUCCAGUGUUCCAAGCUGUUAGCGGACACAUCAGUGAUUCAGUUCUACCCAAGCAAGUUUGUCCUCAUCACAGACAUACUGGACACGUUUGGAAGAUUGGUGUACGACAGGCUGAAGGAGAAGGCCAUGUACUACCCGCCUGGCAGUGGAGUCCCGGUCAAGUUACCAGACAAUUUCACACCUGACCAGGUGCCUGAGUCAGCCAAGGAAACGUGUCGGAACUGGUUUUACAAGAUAGCCUCGAUACGGGAGCUUAUACCUAGGUUCUACGUGGAAACGGCCAUACUGAAGUGUUACAGCUACCUCAACCAAGGGGAGUACACAGAUGCGUUAAAAAGAUUGAUGGCCAUGAUCAAAGGUAUCGGAGAUCCCCUAGUGGCUAUUUAUGCCCGUUGUUAUCUUAGCAGGGUUGGGAUGCUGAUAGCUCCUACGAUCUCUGACCAUCUGAUGCCUUGUUUUGACGACUUCCUUGUCUCAUAUGCACAAAUUCAGGGCGACUAUGUACAGAAUGUGCUAGCCAUGCAGAAGCUGGAGAUGCCUAAAUACCUGACGCUGUUCUCCCCCGCCCUGGACUGGCUGCUGCAGUGUAUCGCCAACAGGUCGUCUGAACAAACGCUCAUGGACGUCCUCCAGAAGUUCAAAAAACACUGCAAAAGUGCUCUGCUGUUGAAUUCUAUCAUUUCUGCGUUCAAACCGGAAUACAUUGCCGUUCGAGCUGUGGAGUUCACAGAAAUGAUUCGGGAAAGUGAGGAUACUGGAUUCCCAAAGCAUUUGUUGCACCGAACCCUUGGGCUGUGUCUUGUGAUGACUUCUCCCCCCGAGGAACAGAAACUUACCGUCCUCAAUGAAGUAUGGAAGGCGGUCAUGAAACUCAAAAACCCUGCGGAUUACAUUGGCAGUGCAGAGAUUUGGAUUGAAUAUGUAGUUAUAAACUUCAAGAAGAGGGAGGUGAAUACAAUCCUAGCAGACAUAAUCAAACACAUGACUCCGGACCGAGCAUUUGAGGAUUACUACCCACAGCUCCAGUCUGUCGUCGCCAAAGUUGUGACCCACAUACAGGACUUCUCUGAGCUCUUUGCAUUGACUAAGUUCCUGCCGUUCAUAGACAUGUUCCAGAAAGAGGCUGUCAAAGUUGAUAUAUGUAAAACCAUAAUGGAAGCUUUUGCAAAACACCAGUCCGAGCCAACAAAUGACCCUGUGAUUAUAAAUGCUUUAACUUUCAUCUGUAAAACCAUGCAUGAUUCUGUCAAUGCACUCACCCUGGCUGAUGAGAAGAAGAUGGUGAGCCACCUAAUUUCCAAUUUUGUGCUGAAGAUUUCCUUUGGGAAGGACUUUGAGCAACAGCUUAGUUUUUACGUCGAGGCGAGAUCUGCUUUCACAAAUCUGGAUCUUGUCCUCAUUCAACUUGUACAGAAUGUAAACAAUUUGGCCAUAGAAACGAGAAGAGUUGUUAAUGGUAAUCAUUCAAGGAAGACCGGGAACUUUGUACGGGCCUGUGCUGCAUACUGCUUCAUCACGAUUCCGUCGCUACAGUCCAACAUGGCUCAGCUCCACCUGUAUCUCCUGUCUGGCCAGGUGGCCCUGCUUAACCAGUGUUAUAGUCAAGCGGAUUCAUGCUUAAAGGCUGCCAUUUCAUUAAUACCUGAUGUACCAAAAAACCUUUACCUUGAUGGAAAGACAAGGUCAUCGGAGCCCUUCCUUGUAGAGUUCAUUUACAACUUCCUGUCUACACUGUUAGCGGUUCCGGACAAUCCUGACUCAGGCGUGCUGUACUUGUUGCGUGGUCUCCUCAACAUCCUCCAGAACUACACAUGGGAACAGAGCACGGAUACCAAAGUACAGAUCUACACACGUGUACUGGCACUGCUGUCCGCCACUAGUCAGGAGGUCUACCUCUAUCACGUUGAUAAAGUUGAUGCAAAUGACGCCAUGUAUGGAUCUGACCCGAAGUUUCUGUCAGAGGUCAAUGCAAUUUGUUCUACAUUACUGGAGGAAAUACUCAACCACUUGAAAACACUAGCAACACCAGAGACAUUCAAAAGGCAAAGUUUUCUAGCAUUAGAACUGUUCAACACUUUAAUUUGUCAUGGCGACAUGUCCCAACAACAGUCGUUUACCUUGGCAACCAACUUGUGGAACCUGGCUCAGAAACAUGGCCAGAAUGAUACCAAACAAAUGGUGCGGUGUUACGAUCUGGUGAAGAGGAAGGCUGAGGCUACGGCGGAUAAAGCUCUGGGAGACUUGGUGAAGAGACUCCCACUGGAUUCUCGGGCGUAAAGAGGGAACAAGCAUCACUACCAGGCAUAGACAUAUGAUGACAUCUUUAUCAGGACAUUGAAGAGGACUUUUAAGUAUAGAUUGUCUGGUAUCCACUACUAGACUGUUAGAUAAACAACAGACUGAGACAGCUCAAAUCAUGUGACCCUAUAUGGUUCUUUCUGGCUUUCUCCAGUUAUACACUGAUCUAUCUACCUAGUAUAGAGAUAAGACACUGAUUAUCUGAACAAUUCAUAUCACUAUAUUAGGGUUUCUAAUAAUGACCGUUAAGAAGGUGUCACAUUUAGUGCUAGAUUCUAUACAAGAAACAGGCUUUGAAAUGAGCUUUACUUCUAGACUGUUGCAAGUAAAGAAAAGACAAUCGACAGGGAAGACCAACGUCAGAUAAAUUGGUUUUCUUUAAUGAUGAAACAUUCUUCAAUAUUCAAGGAUGUUUUUCUUUUAAUGAUGCUAUAUACGGUACAUCAGUGAUAUAUGAUUUGUCAGUACUGUACUAAAUUGAACUUUUUGAAGUGUGCUAGGAGUCAGACCCGAGAUGCUUUUGGAUGUAUUAGCCCUGUAGUAACUAGUGUAACCACUGCGAUACUACUAUAUGUAGACUGAUUUGAUACCAAAAGAAAAAUAACACAUAAGGAUCACACCUGCUAAAUACAUUCCAUUCGUGUCACAGCAGUAUAAUGUUUAGAUGUGGCUGUGGGGGAGAAGUGAUUGAGAAUCUACAGAAUUCCUGUAAGUCACUGAAGAAGUGUGUGAUUCCCAAAUCUGUCGGGAACUAAUUUACUGUCAGUAGAAGAUCUCUAAUAUUGAUUUGGUAAUCGGGACAUGUCAUGUUGUUGCAUUCCUCACACCUCUUUUAAGGGACUGACUUACUGACGAGUGAAAGUCUUGUUCUACUGAACAUAUACUUAUUUAUUGAGCUCAGAAGUUUGUUAAUUUUGGAGAAAAAAAUAUAAAAGUCAUGAAAGAUUGUAAAUGUGAUAGUGGUAUGUUUGUAUAAUGAAAAUAUGAUUGUAUGCAGGAUAGCUGGCAGAAUGCUGAUUUCUGAACGACCACAUGAUGGCCAUCUCCCUAAUAUAUCCCCAAACCAUUAUGUUUUUAUGACCAAAGUAAAUUUUCUAAAGGGGUAAGUAAGGUCUGAAUUGGUCAAAGUCGUGAUGAAAGUAUUGCAGGAUUUUUUUUUUUUUAAAUUUUAGUAUUUCAUGCAUAUUUUGUACCAGGUAAUCCUAAUGCAUUGUACUAAUGUAUAAUUCAAAUGGUUGGCCAAAUGUUCAAAUUUAUGCAUUACUGUGUUAUCAUGUUAGUGAUUUUUCUAUGAAUCUGUAUUGUAAUGUAAAUUGUCUGAAAUGAUAAAUAGUAAAUACAUACAUUGCUUUAACAUUAUUGAUGAGUGCUGUAGUUUUGAAAAAUUGUUUGUCACAUUUAUUUUUACAAGGUGCAAUAAACGAAUA